ACUAGUGUGAAGACACACAGUGACUCGGGUUGUUUUUGUAAACUUUUUUGACGUGAGGCUUUCCUUCAUUUUUGGCAUUUGUAAAAUACAACAUUGUUGAUCUAUUGGACUUUCUGGAUUACAUUGGUUUGCCAUGAAGAACAUGGAAUUAUUCGGGGAUCAAGAAGCAUUAUGACAGUCAUGUCAAUCGCCACAGAUAUUUCUCCUCAAGGAAAGUUCAAUAUUUUGCUGGCCAUAAAUUGCUCCAGCAGAUAUGAUAUGCCACUUGUCUCUUUUGGUUGUCUUCAAUCUUUUCGUAUUUCAGUGCCAUGGUGGCUGUGCGGAGGUGGACUCCAUGACUGAAGCCGUGGCAGGAGAAGGAUUCCUGCUGGGCUGCAUCUCCUGUAAGAAGAGAGAGGAGGUGUCCGCCCGAGCCACGGUGGACUGGCACUUCAAACCGCUGGGAGUGGAGGAUUUCAAGCCAAUUUUCCACUAUGAACACCCCAGUGCCAACAUCAUGGAUGAGGAUUUCAGAAACCGUUUAGAGUGGCAUGGGACAAAAAACAGCGACAUACAAAUAGGAGCCAUUUACAUCCAUAACGUCACCUUUAAUGAAACGGGGACGUUCCGCUGCACAAUCCACCGCACUCUCUUCCUGCGGCAGUACAAUGAGAACGUCACUGUGGAGAAGGAGGUGGAGCUCACUGUGGUGGCUGUAGCCAAUCGGGAGCUGACAUCGGUGGUCGCAGAGAUCAUGAUGUACGUGCUGAUCGUGGUUCUGCAGCUGUGGCUCAUUGGGGUUCUGAUCUACUGCUACAAGAAGAUUUCAGAAGAGUACGAAGCUCGAGAGGCCCACAAAGCUCUCAAAGCUCAGGCAGUGCUUGCAAAAGACAACUGUGAUGGGGUGCAGCUAGAGUGACAUUACCAGUAAAAAAUAUCUUCUCUGCGAGAUUGAAGUUUCUAACUGUACCACAAAUGGCACAAUUACUGUAUAAGAAGUUCAUUUCAAACACCUUGGCAGAAGCCCGGUUGUUUAUACUGAAUCUAUCCUGUAUUAUUAACUGUAACCAGAAUCAGAUGAACGUUUGUAGAAUUGUGAAAAAAAGCCUUUUUUCAAGGUCUUUGAAAACAAAUGGCCUUCAAUUUAGGAAAUCAAAAUUGUUAUGAAUCUUUGAAUAGUCAAUGAUGUACUUUAAUCAUAAACAUUUUUGAAAUUCCCAGAGAUAAUUCCCUAAAAUGAUGUUUUUACUUUUUGCAUACUGCGUUUGAUAAAGUCCUGAUAACACAGAAGUAUUCAACUUAAAACAAUGAGAUGUAGAAAUGCAAGAAACCUUGGUAAUGCUGCUCCUCUAGGUCAUAACAAGUGUAUCAGUUAUCUAAACGACCAUUGACAAACGACUGACUUAUUAAUUCAGUAUUUCUGAACACUUAAAAGCACUGACACUUAUUUAUCUGCAUGCCUUAGCGCUCAGUUCUACAGGAUCAAUAGUGAAAACAGAAAUGUGUGUCAAUAAAAUAUAUAGCUUCAAGUUGACUGGUGGUACAACGGGCUGAUUUGUGUGCCAAAAGCUGCUCUUAAUGCAGCUCAUGACAUUAAUAUGAUCUUAUGAUAGAUAGGCCUAAGUUGGAACACUUUAUAUUUUGAGAUUUUAACGUGAGAGUGAAUGAUAACAUUGAUAUCUCUCAUUGUUAAGCAGGAUGUCAGGAUGUCAGACUAAACAUAUCCGUUGGUGGUUUUCUGCACGAUAAAGUUAGUAAUUUAACUUGAAUAAAAUACAUGUUUUUAU
This is a messenger RNA of Trematomus bernacchii (emerald rockcod), 1766 nucleotides long. RefSeq lists its product as uncharacterized. Gene Ontology annotation, molecular function: sodium channel regulator activity. Gene Ontology annotation, cellular component: voltage-gated sodium channel complex. The record is from RefSeq and is a predicted model, not a curated record. Gene Ontology annotation, biological process: sodium ion transport; cardiac muscle cell action potential involved in contraction; regulation of heart rate by cardiac conduction. The transcript is spliced from 6 exons. The coding region runs from base 254 to 898 and encodes 214 amino acids. Lineage: Eukaryota; Metazoa; Chordata; Actinopteri; Perciformes; Nototheniidae.